Messenger RNA from Rhinichthys klamathensis goyatoka, 2899 nucleotides. RefSeq names its product peptidase domain containing associated with muscle regeneration 1a (gene pamr1a). Gene Ontology annotation, biological process: proteolysis. Gene Ontology annotation, molecular function: serine-type endopeptidase activity. The coding region runs from base 53 to 2452 and encodes 799 amino acids. NCBI's taxonomy places the organism in Eukaryota, Metazoa, Chordata, Actinopteri, Cypriniformes, Leuciscidae. The transcript has 11 exons. The record is from RefSeq and is a predicted model, not a curated record.
UGGCCUCAUGUUGCAGGAGCUCAUUUGACACAACAGAAGUCUUGGCAGAAGAAUGCUCUUUCCCGCAGGCCAGCUGGCUGUGAGCGCAGGGAUAUGGAUGUCCCCUAAGUGUGGAUACCUCUUUUCGCUCCCUAUCCUUCUUUAUCUUCUUCAGCUUUUAAGCACUGGCGCAUCUUGGCCAAAUGUUUUUAGGUCGCAGGAGGAUAAGUGUCCCGGCCCACAGUGGAACGCCAUGUGUCGUACCUGCUGUGAGUACGAGCAGAUUGCAUGUAAGUGCCCAUCUCAGGGAACAAAAGUGGGCUACGCUGUACCCUGCUGUCGAAAUGUUCUGGAUGAGUGUGACCCCUGCAUCCUACACCAGGGUUGCAACAUUUUUGACAACUGCAAGACUUGCAACAAUGGCACCUGGCAGGCCAAGGAUAAUUUCUACAUCAUCGGCAGGUACUGCACAGCAUGUCGUCAAGGAUGGUCUGGUGGAGACUGUCUCACAUGUGGAGAAGUUAUACAGAGACCCCAGGGUCAUGUGACUUUAGAGAGUUAUCCAAUCAAUGCCAAAUGUGAAUGGACACUACAAGUCGGCAGAGGAGCAACGAUGGAACUCAGGUUCUCAAUGAUUAGCCUGGAAUCUGACCAUAGUUGUCGAUAUGACUAUGUUGAGGUGCGGGAUGGGGACAGUCUGAAGUCACCUGUGAUUGGCAGAUACUGUGGGGAUGAUAGCCCUUCACCAAUCAGAAGCUCUGGAAACUCUCUGCAUAUUCUUUUUGUGUCAGAUGGCUACAAUAACUAUGAUGGAUUUUUUGCCACAUUCCAAGAAGUAUCAGGGCAAACACCCCCUCUCUGUGCAACCCCCCAGAAGCCUGCACACGGAGAUCUCUUCCUGCGGUACAAGGAAGGUGACAUCCUCAGCUCGGUUCAGUACCUUUGCUAUAAACCGUACCAGCUCAAGGGAGCAUCUCAGCGGGCAUGUCUUCCCAAUGGCACUUGGAGUGGAAGUGCUCCUGUGUGCAUAAAGGAAGUGAUCAUAAAAGAAUGCCCCACUCCACCACAAGUCCACAAUGGAUAUUCAGCAGAGGUUUCAGGCUCUGAUGGCAGAAUAAAAUAUGUGGAAUAUUUCUGCAAUAAUACAUACAUUCUCAGUGGGGACUCGAAAAGAACAUGCCAGAAGAAUGGGACCUGGAGCGGCAGUCAGCCCCUCUGUGUCAGAGCCUGUAGAGAACCUAAAGUUUCAAAACUUGUGCGACAGAAGGUUUUAAAAUACCAACCUCCAUCCAGGAAAAGUCCAGUCCACAAGCUGUACUCUGCAUCCAGUCAGGGAGGGACUGACGCAGACUUGCUGGGGAAAGUUUUUCCUGUUUUCGGAGAUUUGCCAUCAACUUUCCAUCAUGUGUAUACCAGCAUAGAAUAUGAGUGUGUUUCAACGCUUUACAAGCCCUCUGGUAGUGCACGUCGCACAUGCCUAAAGACUGGCAAGUGGAGUGGUCGUCAUUUCUCCUGUUCACCAGUAUGUGGUAAGUUGCCACCUGCCAGUCCCCAAAAUUUAACAGAGAUCCACUGGCCAUGGCAUGCUGCCAUAUAUGCCCAUCUGUACAAUGCCAGUCCUCUUAUGGCAAGGACCAAAAGACGGGGGGACACGUUUGCCAUAGAUGAGGAAGAAGAGGGGGAGGGGGAGGAGGAAGAAUGGGUAAAGAAGGACCAGAGAUGGCAGCUUGUCUGCAGCGGGGCUCUGGUGAACCAGCACUGGGUCGUGGUGGCUGCUCAUUGUGUGGCGGAGCCUGGACGAACUGAAGCUCUCAGUGCAGAGGAUCUAAAUGUAGUGAUGGGGAAACGUUACCUCAGCGACCUCAGAGAGAACAAGAGACUACAGCACAUACAAAUUGCUCAGAUCUUGAUCCAUCCAAACUACGAUCCACAUGUCUUAGACUCCGACGUGGCCAUUCUGAAGCUGGUGGACAAAGCUCGAAUCAGUGAGUACGUGUCCCCUGUUUGCCUGCCGUAUCUGCAGGGUGGCGAGAUCACUGCAAAGCAGGCAGUCCUCACUGGUUGGCCCGUGUCAGGCCAACACGGGGCACACACAGACUCCGAGUCGGUCCGGACCGGACUGAUAGAUGUAGCUGAUGUGGUGAAGUGCGAAAAACAAUAUGGCAAACAUGGUGUCCCGAUAAGUAUGACUGACAACAUGCUAUGUGGACGGCAACAUCCACUCAGCCCAUCUAUGAUCUGCCCUUCUGAAACUGGAGGGAUCAUCCUUUCACCCUCUGCUGACUCCCAACUCACUUUAGGGCUGGAGACUUUUCACCCCAGUGGAGCAGAGCACACUGAUUCUAAUCGUUCUUGGGAACUGCUGGGGUUAGUGAGCUUCGGAUAUGAUCUGCAGGAUUGUAAUCCAAAUCUGUAUACCAUCUACACACGGGUAGCUAACUUUAAGAACUGGAUUGAAAAGAACAUUGCAUAGAGCUCUAGAUCAAAUAUUGUAGAGCAAUUGUCUGUACAGCAUUUUCCAUGUUCCAGAUCAAGACAGUGGAGAUGAUGUAUUUGUCCUUUGACUUUUCUCUUUCCUUUGAUAGUGAAUUGUUCUGGCAGAAAUUAUAUUGCACAAAAAUCAUAUGUUUAUUGAUUAGAAGAGGUGUGGCACUUAGAUUUCACAACUAGUUUAUGGCCUUGCGUGUGGGUGAGGAUAUGUAUUUGCAUGGUAAAAUGAAGAGGAAGCGUUCCAUGUGAAUUCAGUAACUAGGUUUGCAGGCCUUAGCUUGUCUUUGGUCUCUCUUCAAGAUGUUUCACAACCCAAUUUGCUCAUACUUUUCACACAAUCAAUAUACAGUACAUGUAUUUACACUUAUCUUUUGUGCAGCCCUUGUCUACUAAAAUUGGGACUCUGUAUUUAUUAUUCAAAAUGUUUUAA